Messenger RNA from Aspergillus puulaauensis, 1497 nucleotides. Its product is annotated as sugar porter family MFS transporter. Lineage: Eukaryota; Fungi; Ascomycota; Eurotiomycetes; Eurotiales; Aspergillaceae. The record is from RefSeq and is a predicted model, not a curated record. Gene Ontology annotation, biological process: carbohydrate transport; transmembrane transport. The transcript is spliced from 3 exons. Gene Ontology annotation, cellular component: membrane. Gene Ontology annotation, molecular function: carbohydrate:proton symporter activity. Bases 1 to 1497 code for a protein of 498 amino acids.
AUGUACGGAUACGAUUCCGCCUUCAUCGGGGGAACAAUCGCACUGCCUGCCUUCCAGGCGAAUUUCGGCCUCGCCGACGCUGAAAAUGGCGAGGCAGCAGACAUUUCGUCCAACGUCGUCUCCAUCUUCCAGGCAGGCGCCUUCUUCGGUGCAAUCUUUGGAUUUCUCUUCGCCGAGCGCUUCGGUCGUAAGCCAGUUAUCUUGGGAUCUGGCGUUGUUUUCUCAGCCGGUGCCAUUGUGCAGCUGGUUGGGCUAAUGUCGUUGCUGUACCUUGGUCGGGCCCUGACCGGGUUGGGAGUAGGUGCAUCGUCGACCAUCAUUCCCAUCUACAUCGCCGAGUGCUCCCCAGCUCUCAUCCGUGGUCGCCUGGUCGGUAUCUUCGAGAUCAUGCUGCAAAUCGCCCUCGUCUUCGGCUUCUGGGUCAACUACGGCGUCGAGAGGAACAUUUCCGACUCGGAUCAGAAACAGUGGAGGAUACCAGUGGCUGUCCAGCUGAUUCCUGCAGGCUUACUGCUCAUCUGCAUGGUUUGGAUGUGCGAGAGCCCCCGUUGGCUGGCAAGCAAGAACAAGAUGGACAGGGCGCACAAGGCCCUGGCCUGGGUCCGCAAUCUGCCCAUGGAGCAUGAAUACGUUGUUAAUGAAAUGGCCUUGAUUGAUGCAUCGCUCAGCCACGAGCUGGAGAUCACUGGUGGUGAACGCUCUCCUAUGCAGAUACUGAGGGAGUGCGCUGCCCCGGGGGUUCGCAAUCGACUCAUCAUCUCUGUCUUGUUGAUGCUCCUGCAGAACCUCACUGGUAUCAACGCAAUCAACUACUACUCCCCCACAAUCUUCAGGUCGAUCGGCUUCCAGGGCACUUCUGUCCAGCUGCUCGCAACCGGUGUCUAUGGCCUGGUCAAGAUGAUCACAACCCUGGUCUUCAUGAUCUGGAUUGUAGACCGAUUUGGCCGGAGACCUGCAUUGAUAGUCGGUGCAGUGGGCGCCGGUAUAGCCAUGUUCUACCUGGCCAUCUACUCCCAAGUCAGCGACUCCUUCAAGCGCAUCCCCCCCAGCGAUGGCGGUUCCCGAGCAGCCGUGGCAAUGGUAUACAUCUACGCCAUCUUCUACGGCUUCUCCUGGAACGGGAUCCCCUGGAUCUUCGCGUCCGAGGUUCUUCCCACGCGUGUUCGAACAAUCGGAAUGAUGUGCGCAGUAUGCAUGCAAUGGCUGGCACAGUUCAUGAUCGUCUACUCGCUGCCACACAUGGUCGAGGCCAUCUCUUUCGGCACCUUCUACUUCUUCGCUGCGUGCACGUUUGUGGCCUUGAUCUUCGCGUUUCUGUUUGUACCCGAGACCAAGGGCAUUCCCCUGGAGGACAUGGAUCUGUUGUUUGGCCGUGGAGCAGGAAUCUACGCCAGGGGGGCGCGUCAGAACUACGAGACAUGGAAGGGCACAAGAGGCCCGGUCAGCCUGCAGAAACAUGUUGGUGAUUAUUUAUCUCGGGUGGAAAAUGCACGAUAA